Elephantulus edwardii (Cape elephant shrew) is the source of this 864-nucleotide messenger RNA. Its product is annotated as chymotrypsinogen B-like. Bases 6 to 797 code for a protein of 263 amino acids. The transcript is spliced from 7 exons. NCBI's taxonomy places the organism in Eukaryota, Metazoa, Chordata, Mammalia, Macroscelidea, Macroscelididae. Gene Ontology annotation, molecular function: serine-type endopeptidase activity. Gene Ontology annotation, biological process: proteolysis. The record is from RefSeq and is a predicted model, not a curated record.
GCACCAUGGCAUUCCUUUGGCUUCUUUCCUGCUUCACCCUCCUGGGGGCCGCCUUUGGCUGUGGAGUCCCCGCCAUCCACCCUGUGCUGAGUGGCCUGUCCAGGAUUGUCAAUGGCGAGGACGCUGUCCCCGGCUCCUGGCCCUGGCAGGUGUCCCUGCAGGACAGCACCGGCUUCCACUUCUGCGGAGGCUCCCUCAUCAGCGAGAACUGGGUGGUCACUGCUGCCCACUGCGGUGUCAAGACCUCCGACCUGGUGGUGGCUGGGGAGUUUGACCAGGGCUCAGAUGCAGAGGACAUCCAGGUGCUGAAGAUUGCAAAGGUGUUCAAGAACCCCAAAUUCAGCAUGCUCACUGUGCGCAACGACAUCACCCUGCUCAAGCUGGCCACGCCCGCCCGCUUCUCCGAGACCGUGUCCGCCGUGUGCCUGCCCAGCGCCGAGGACGACUUCCCCGCCGGCUCCAUCUGCGCCACCACCGGCUGGGGCAAGACCAAGUACAAUGCCCUCAAGACCCCUGAGAAGCUGCAGCAGGCCACCCUGCCCCUGCUGUCCAACGCCGACUGCAAGAAGUACUGGGGUACCAAGAUCACCGACGUGAUGGUCUGCGCAGGCGCCAGCGGCGUCUCCUCCUGCAUGGGUGACUCCGGCGGCCCCCUGGUCUGCCAGAAGGACGGUGCCUGGACACUGGUGGGCAUCGUGUCCUGGGGCAGCGGCGUCUGCUCCACCUCCACACCCGCCGUGUAUGCCCGCGUCACCGCCCUCAUGCCCUGGGUCCAGGAGAUCCUGGCUGCCAACUGAGCUGUGGGUGCAGUGACACAAACCCGUUCCCCAGAACCCCCAAUAAAUGCAUUUGUACAGGAGCGCU